AUGGCGCUGGAUGGACCCGGCGGCCAUGCGGCCUCCAGCAACCUAGCCCAGUUGGAGGAGCCGUUGCUACCGAUAUUCAACGUUGAACGAGUUCAACUCGCAUUUGAUGUUGCGGUUGACUUCGUCGCCGCUCAAGUUGCCAACAACGUCGUGAUCCUUGCCCUUGCGACAGGGAGAAUAUUGAGGAUUGAUUUAGGCAGCCCAGAAGACAUCGAUGAUAUUGAUUUACCCAAAAAGUCAUCCGAGAUUGGCGUUAUUCGUCGCAUGUUCCUCGAUCCCUCAGCUUCGCAUUUGAUUAUCACCACCACCCUUGGUGAAAAUUACUACCUCCACACGCAAUCGCGGCAACCCAAGCACCUACCAAGGCUGAAAGGCGUCUCUAUUGAGUGUAUAGCAUGGAACCUGGCGCAGCCGACCGCGUCCACGCGAGAAAUUCUAGUCGGCGCAGCAGAUGGGAAUAUCUACGAAGUUUAUAUUGAACCAGCGACCGAGUUUUACCGCAGAGAUGAGAAAUAUGUGCAUUCGGUAUAUAGGCUUCCCAACAUGGCGGUCACGGGGAUCUGGGUGGAUUCCGUUGCGGAUAAACAUGAAUACCGGCACGUUCUGGUGUCCUCCAAUGGGAGAAUUUUUUACUUUAGAGGAACGGUGGGCAGGCAUGGAAGAGAAGGAGGCGGCCCGCUGUACGCGGAUUUGUUCCAGCGGGAAACACCCCUCGUCCACGAACUGUCCUCGGCGUCUUUAUCUGCCCCAUCUUUGCUGGCUAUUCAGCCUGAGCCUCUUGAAGGCUCACACGGAGAUGGAAUACUUGGCGAAAAGAAUUUUGCUUGGCUCUCGUCUCAAGGCGUCUUCCAUGGCGCUAUUCCGAACUCAUCCGGUCCUCCCGAAGUUGGGCAUCGCAUAUUUGAUAAGGCGAAAAUGAUCCCUCGAUCAAUGCUGCCAGCUACCGAAUCUGCUAAAGGUGGUAAAAAGCUUAUUCAAGACCCAAUUAAGGGUAUGACUAUGACACAAUGGCAUAUACUUACACUAGUUGAAGGCCGCGUCGUGGCAAUCAACCGAUUGAGUAAUGAGAUAGUGUACGAUCAAGUUGUGCUCGAACCUGGCACGAGCUCCUUGGGGCUGGUUUCAGAUUUGAAGAAGAACACAUACUGGCUUUUCACUGGGAAAAAGAUAUUCGAAAUCACUGCCAAGGACGAGGAUAGAAACAUUUGGAAAAUCUUUUUAAAAGAGCAGCAAUUUGACGCCGCGCUGCGAUAUGCACAUAGCCCGGCUCAAAAAGACGCUGUUGCUACUGCGUCGGGUGAUUACUUAGCCAGAAAGGGCCAGUACCUUGAGGCUGCACACGUUUGGGGGAAAAGCAGCAAGCCUUUUGAAGAAGUCUGUCUAACUUUCAUUGACAAAGGCGAGACAGAUGCGUUACGAAAAUAUCUCCUAACCCAAUUGACCACCUAUAAAAAGCCAGCAGUGAUGCAGCGGACAAUGAUAGCUAGCUGGCUUGUUGAAGUUUUUGUCUCCAAGCUCGACGCUCUAGAUGACGCUGUCUUGACCAAGGCCGAACUAGAAGAGGGCACCAAUGCAGUGGAUGCCAAAAACCAACUCCAACAGGUCAAAUCGGAAUUCCAGACAUUUGUAUCGAAAUACAAAGCUGAUCUAGAUCCUAAAACUGUUUAUGAUAUUAUCGGGAGUCACGGUCGGGAGGAGGAGCUUCUCUAUUUUGCGAUUGCGGUCAAUGACCAUAACUUUGUGUUAUCAUACUGGGUUCAGCGCGAGAAAUGGACAGAAGCUCUAGACGUCCUCAAAAAACAGGCCGAUCCAGAAGUCUUCUAUAAGUAUAGUAGCGUGCUAAUGAUGCAUGUCGCUACUGAGCUCGUCGAUAUUUUAAUGAGACAGACGAAUCUCAACCCAGCGAAGCUUAUCCCAGCUCUUCUAAGCUACAACAAAGAGACCACAGUCUCCCUUUCCCAAAACCAGGCUGUGCGGUACCUUCACUUUAUUAUUACCAAUCAUCCGGACCCUUCUGCAGCCGUCCACAAUACGUUGAUAUCUAUAUAUGCCUCUCACCCUUCGAAAUCCGAGGCUGGGUUGCUCACUUACCUCGAGAGUCAAUCAAUAUCUCCUCCGCCGUACGAUGCAGAUUUCGCGCUCCGAUUGUGCAUUCAACAUGGUCGCGUCCAGUCAUGUGUCCACAUUUAUAGUAUGAUGGGUCAAUAUCUUGAAGCUGUACAGCUAGCCCUGAAACACGAGGAUAUUGAGCUCGCAGCGCUUGUUGCUGAUCGACCUGAAGGAAAUAAUAAACUGCGGAAGAAGCUUUGGCUUCUAGUUGCAGAAAAGAAAAUCCAUCAACGAGGAACCGGAAUUAAAGAUGCCAUUGAAUUUCUGCGCCGGUGCGAAUUACUCCGCAUUGAAGACCUCAUUCCGUUCUUCCCGGAUUUUGUGGUUAUCGAUGACUUCAAAGACGAGAUCUGCACAGCACUUGAAGAUUAUUCGCGUCACAUCGAUUCCUUGCGGCAAGAAAUGGAUAAUUCAGCUCAUGUUGCUGACCAGAUUAGGAGGGAGAUCGCAUCUCUGGGAACUCGCUACGCAAUUGUAGAACCGGGUGAGAAAUGUUGGAUCUGCUCCCUCCCCGUGCUCAGCAGACAAUUUUUCGUGUUCCCUUGCCAACAUGCAUUCCAUAGCGAUUGCUUGGGAAAGAAGAUUAUGGCUGCGGCUGGCACAGGGAAGCGAAAACACAUCAAGGAUUUGCAGGCUGAGAUGAGUAAAGGGGCCAAUACCGCGGCGAGGAGGGAACAGGUUAUUAGAGAGCUGGACGGAUUGAUUGCUGAGGCAUGUAUUUUAUGCGGUGACUAUGCGAUCAAGCAAGUUGAUGAACCUUUUAUCGGCCCAUCGGAUAAUAAGAAUGAAUGGGCAUUAUGA
This is a messenger RNA of Uncinocarpus reesii 1704, 2910 nucleotides long. RefSeq lists its product as uncharacterized. Bases 1 to 2910 code for a protein of 969 amino acids. Lineage: Eukaryota; Fungi; Ascomycota; Eurotiomycetes; Onygenales; Onygenaceae. Gene Ontology annotation, molecular function: protein-macromolecule adaptor activity. The record is from RefSeq and is a predicted model, not a curated record. Gene Ontology annotation, cellular component: HOPS complex; endosome. The transcript has 3 exons. Gene Ontology annotation, biological process: intracellular protein transport; organelle fusion; vesicle-mediated transport.